GCAGCAGCCGGUCCAGAUGGGAAAACUUUUGCGGCCGGCGACGACGUGCAGUAUGUACUUUUGCUUUGCUGGUGGCUGUCGCAAAAGUAGAAAAAUCGGGGACAUAGAUGAGAGGACGUCAACAAGAAACAGUUGAUGUGUCGGAAAAAGUAGAUCAGGAAUCAGGCCCGCUGAGGUAGAGAGCAAUGUAACAAAUUCACGCAUCACAUCAACCUCACCUGCUCACGAAAAUUGGAUCAGCACUUCGAAGCGAAUCGCCCUAAAUCUGGAAGAGCUGCGGCCUCAUCGCGAUCCAAAAGUCAGAAACGUCCAGGACGAAGGCAAGUUCACGAAAAUAACCUUCUGUCCACAGCACACGGUCAGGAGUAUCUACUCGUUCACAAAAACCAUCCACGUAAUGCUGGAUCAGGAUGGAGACCAAUGCCAAGCUGUUUGACCCUCUUACAAGUAAACGACCCAAGCCAAGGAUUGACAUUGAAUGACCACGAAAUUGAUCUCUUGCAACCACUGAAAAUUGCACACGAAAGUGCUCGAAAAUUGAAAGCGAUUGAUUUUUCCGACCUCGCGCGGUUUUUCAUAAUCGAACCCGCCGGCGGGCAGGGCCUCUACCCGAAGACAUAACUCAACAUUGAUUCUCUUGACAAGAAAGUGUUUCCUUUUUCAACAAAAACCCAAUCAGGUGGCGAGCGGACAAUGAGAGAAGAUGACGAUGUUCCGGUUGUGAAGAAUAGACAAGCUGUACCUAGACCUAGAUUCCGCUUGUAGAGAUAGGAUCUAUUCUAAGAAAUAGCGGAACUUAUUGUUACUUCCGCGGUGCUGCUUAGGACAAGAGCCACACUACGAAGCACUUCCGCGGCACGACUCAAUAAAUUGAUAUUUUUUCAUUCGGUCCGAAAGAUAACGAAUUCUCCUCAGAAAGCAUAGAGCAACGACACUUUUUACGACUCUAUCCUGGCGACUAUCAACUUUUAAACUAAACUUGACUAUAAAAAAAGCGACGAUGAUAUGGAGAGAAAAAAGUUUGUCACAGUCACUAACUUGCAGGUUUUGCAUUACAAAUCUUCUCAGCAUCACAAACUUUUCUUGUAUUGCAGAAACACUAGGGAAAUCCCUAACGAAGUUUGGCUGUGAUGCAUUUUUACGCAUGACAAACAAUUUUGUAUUGCAAGAAUGCGCAUGAGUGAUCGUGACGAACUUUUUUUCUUUGAUACAUGAAGAUCGAGGAGGUCGCGUCCACGACGAAGAGUGCCCGGGUGGCCUCGCACUCGCUGCCUGGCAAAACAAGUAGAGCGCCGUCGAGGCUUUUGGCCGGUUCGCAUCUAUCAAGAGGGGGCAACAUGAUUGCCGGGGCUCGGUUUCGCUUCAUCAUCUUGCUUGUGUAUUUGCUUCUUGGGAUCUGGCAUCGUGAGUUCCAUGGGCUCCGGGCCGGAGGGGCUUCACGCCGAGGGACCUGGGGUGCCUUUUCCGACACCUUGACCAAUCCGGUCCGCACUUUGUGCGCGUAUUUGUGCUCGUCCGGGCCCCUCGAGUGAGCGACGUGUUCUAGCGCGGCGCCGGCGACUGUUGUGGCACAGUCUGGGGGACGGGUCCGUCGUCGUGGUUGUUGGGUGUUUGAGAGGUACACAUGUAAAGCACGCGGACGCCCUCCCAGAUCGGGGCUGUGCACUGGGAAACAUUGUGGCCAUUUGAGUCAAGAGCCGCUACGCAGCUAUCGGCACAUUCAUUACGGCGGCCUGCGUUUUUGCGCCCCGUCAGCUCCCUUAUUAUCGUGCUAAGGGGGCCACUUUGGCGCUUUUAGAGGUGACCUAGGCGACCCCUCUCGCCCCAAAAUCCCAAAAAGUGCGAAAUUCUGAAUUCAUUCUGAAUUCAUUAAGAAAAGCACUUAGUUCCAGGGCGGUUCUGCAUUAAGUUUACCGUAAACGAAUAGUCCUCAAUCUCAGACUCAGAAAGCAUAGAAAACAAUACUUUCCACGAAAUUUGUAUUCCGGCGACUAUAAAUAUCGAUAC
Amoebophrya sp. A120 is the source of this 2007-nucleotide messenger RNA. The record is from the annotation of a GenBank genome assembly. Lineage: Eukaryota; Dinophyceae; Syndiniales; Amoebophryaceae.